AUGGGGGCUUGGAUGUUGCUAGCAUUAUUGGCUUUGGUUGGCGAAUGGUGUGGUCGUUGUUAUGGGUGUUUGGAGGAAGAGAGAAUUGGUCUCUUGGAGAUCAAGGCUUUGAUCCACCCAGAUUACCUUUCUUUGAGAGAUUGGGUGGACAGUAGUAAUUGCUGUGAGUGGUAUGGGAUCGAGUGUGAUAACACUACAAGGCGAGUGAUCCAACUCUCUCUUGGGUAUGCAAGGGAUCAGAGUUUGGGGGAUUGGGUUCUCAACGCAUCUUUGUUUCUGCCUUUUAAAGAACUGCAAAGUCUUGAUUUGUCCGGUAAUGGACUGGUUGGUUGCUCUGAGAAUCAAGGCUUCGAAGUCCUAUCAUCAAAACUGAGGAAACUGGAGGUACUGAGGGAGUAUUGUUACAGCUGUUAUGGUCACUGUUAG
Populus nigra (black poplar) is the source of this 426-nucleotide messenger RNA. Its product is annotated as receptor-like protein 9a. Lineage: Eukaryota; Viridiplantae; Streptophyta; Magnoliopsida; Malpighiales; Salicaceae. The transcript is spliced from 2 exons. The record is from RefSeq and is a predicted model, not a curated record. The coding region runs from base 1 to 426 and encodes 141 amino acids.